AUGUCAGAAGCCCCAGAAUCCAUAGUCUCCACGAACAAGCGUCGGAAGGUCGACACUUCUGUCGGAGGCGGCAAUGCACGAGUGUGUCCCCAUUGUGGACGGACCUUCAAACGAACCGAACAUCUGUCGCGCCAUGUACGAACCCAUACCAAGGAGAAGCCUUUCUCAUGCAACUGCGGCGCUUCAUUCGGGCGACGAGAUCUCCUCACGCGACACCAGAGAGUGAGUGGGCAUGACCCGAACGAGGGCUUACCACCGCAAGAUCCACCGAGCGAGGAAAGCGGCUCCGGUGAUUCAAUACAUGUAGCUGCUCCUGCCCUUGAGCUGCAAGAUCUUGCACGGAAGAAUUCGCAUCCUCAAGUGACGGUACUUCAUCAGACUGCCUUUGUGCCGCCUAUCGAGCAGCCACAAAACUCGCUCCAAACCAGAUAUUACGAUGCAGCAUCUCUGCCAACACCAUUGCCAGGCAUCAGUGAUAUUGUGAGUUCAGCCGAUGCUGUGUCAUCCUUAGACCUAGCGGGCAUCGACCCUGAUAUGCACUUCCGCGAUUUUGCAAGUUUCCUUGAUGGCGUUGGCCUGUGUGUUGAUUGGAGUCCGAUCCUCGAGAGACUCGAGGAACCUGUCGACUCGACAGCCAUUAGGGAAUUGCAACGACCUACACCUUCCAGUAUGGAUGUGCGGACACGAGCUGGAUCGCCAUUCAGCUCAUGGCUACCAUCAGCUCCUACCAAAGACAGACCGACAGAAAAUGUCUGUGAUUUACCAAAUCCUCGUGCUGUUGAUCCAGAAGCUAGACGUUUUGAUGUGACGGAAGAGCAACGUACCAAGCUCGAACGCACGAUCAGCUUGUCUCUCCAUAUCAUUGACCCAAACUUUCGACUACCGUCCCGUCAUUCUCUGACUAGGUACAUCAAGUCUUUCUUUGGUGGCUUUCAUCCUCACAUGCCAUUCAUACAUGUCUCAACCUGGCGGCUUGAAGAUCAUCCAGUCGAGGUCAUCUUUGGCCUCGCCGCGAUUGGAGCGCAAUAUUGUUUCGAGAAACGAGCGGCAGAACAACUCUUCUUCGCAGGCAAGGCUCUCAUUAUGCACAAGUUGGCGGAGUCAUCAGAGAGUCAUGAUUCUCAUGCAAGCUCGCAUGCAGUCGAAAGUGAUAGUCAUCAUAUCACGAGCAUGACAACCAAGUCGUCCUCUAUUGAGAAUAUUAGGGCCCUACUCACGCUCAUGGGCUAUGCAACAUGGGACGCCAAACCAGCAAUGGUUCGUCAAGCUUUUGCAGUACAAGAGACUCUGACGCAAUACCUCAGAAGUGAGGGGUUGCACGAAGUUGCAACGUCAGACGCAGCUUUACCACUCGAUCAGGAGUGGCAUGCAUGGAUCGCAGAGGAGUCUACUCGUCGUACAAAGCUGGUUGCAUUCUCAUUUCUCCACACACACAGCAUCGCAUAUGAUGUGUAUCCUCCUCUCCGAAGUAAUGAGGUGGGACUUCGUCUACCCUGUUCGACUCUGGAGUGGAACGCUUCGUCGGCCGUGUUAUGGGAUGCAGCAAGACGAGCCAUUCCCAAAUCACAGCUAUAUUUCAAAGAAGCUUUGUCUCUUCUGUUGGACCAGAAGAAUGCGCCUGCUAGACUCGAUCCGAUACCUACACCUCUUGGAAAUUACGUUCUCCUACAUGGGCUGAUACAGAGGAUUCACAUCGUCAGAGAUCUAAGCUUGCCAGUCAUGAGUGAUAUGGCAGCUCUUCCGCCUGAAGAAGUAGAGAAGCUCGAACGGGGCUUGCGAUGCUGGACUUCAGGCUGGCAACAGGCACCAGAAUCUUCACUGGAUCCAAACAACGAGAACGGGCCAAUUCCUUUCACUUCGAGUUCAUUACUUGCCCUGGCAUACGCUCGUAUCUAUUUGAACCUCGGCCCAUAUCGACAACUCCAAUCCCGAGAUCCGCAACGCAUUGCCAGAGCUCUAGGACGAUGCCCUGAGAUUGAUCGCAGUGAAGGUGUCAUCGCAGCUCUACUCUAUGCUACACAUAUGCUCGGUAUACCAGUCAGACUCGGUGUUGAUCGAGUCGCAAAGAGUCAAGCAUUCUUCUGGAGUGUCAGGCAUUCUCUAGCCAGCCUGGAUUGUGCAAUACUAUUAAGCAAAUGGCUUUUUAAACUUACACGUAGUGUAGCGACACAUCCUCUGAAUGACAGCGAAGAACGGAUUCUAUACUGGGUCAAGUGUAUCGUUGAAGAAGCAUACGCAGUCGUUGACUUUGACGAGGAGCCGCCCGAGGCCAUAGAUUAUCGCAACACUGAUGACAUUGCUCUUGCCGUGCUCAAGAUUUGGGCGCACUUCUUCAAGAGCAAUUCUCAAUGGCCGUUCAUUAACAUCAUCGGGCAAGGGUUGGCGAUGUAUCGGGGCAUGUUGCUUCAGGCUAAGGUCUAG
Messenger RNA from Aureobasidium melanogenum CBS 110374, 2421 nucleotides. RefSeq lists its product as uncharacterized. Lineage: Eukaryota; Fungi; Ascomycota; Dothideomycetes; Dothideales; Saccotheciaceae. The record is from RefSeq and is a predicted model, not a curated record. Gene Ontology annotation, cellular component: chromatin. The coding region runs from base 1 to 2421 and encodes 806 amino acids. Gene Ontology annotation, molecular function: DNA-binding transcription factor activity, RNA polymerase II-specific; RNA polymerase II cis-regulatory region sequence-specific DNA binding; zinc ion binding. Gene Ontology annotation, biological process: DNA-templated transcription; regulation of transcription by RNA polymerase II. The transcript has 6 exons.